AUGAAUUGGGAUUGGGUAUACCCAAGCCAGGCCCUAAUAUGGGCCGUUUGGAUCCUUGCAGCGAUCAUCAGGGGGACUGAGACUGAAGGGCCACAGAGGAACACCAAGCUGGGAAGGAUCCAGGGGAAGCAAGUCACAGUGCUGGGAAGCCCCAAGUCUGUGAAUGUGUUUCUUGGAAUCCCCUUUGCUGCACCCCCUCUGGGACUCCUGCGAUUUGCAGACCCACAGCCUGCAAAGCCCUGGGAUGGCUUACGACAUGCCACUUCCUACCCCCCACUGUGCUUCCAGAACUUACAGUGGAUGAGCACACAUCAACGCCUGCUCAAGGUGCAUUACCCCAAGUUAGAAGCAUCAGAAGACUGCCUCUAUCUUAACAUCUAUGCACCGGCCCAUGCUGAUGAAGGCUCCAAUCUCCCUGUCUUCGUGUGGUUCCCAGGAGGUGGCUUUGAGAGUGGUUCAGCUUCUGUCUUCGAUGGGUCUGCCCUGGCUGCCUACGAGGACAUGCUGGUUGUGACCACCCAGUACCGACUAGGAAUAUUUGGCUUCUUCAACACAUGGGACCAGCAUGCCCCAGGGAACUGGGUCUUCAAGGACCAGUUGGCUGCCUUAUUCUUCCAGGAAAACAUCAAGUUCUUUGGUGGGAACCCCAGCUCUGUGACCAUCGCUGGCGAGUCAGCAGGAGCCAUAAGUGUUUCUGGCCUUAUUUUGUCCCCAAUGGCCAAGGGCUUAUUCCACAAAGCCAUCAUGGAGAGUGGGGUGGCCAUCAUCCCCUACCUGAGAAACCUCGAUGACAAGCUGAGUGAAGAUUUGCAGAUGAUUGCACAUGACUGUGCCUGUAAUGCAUCAGACUCCAAAGCCCUGCUGGAGUGCCUGAGAACCAAAUCUUCCAAGGAGUUGCUGAGCCUUGGCAAGAAAACAAAUUCUUUCACUCGAGUGGUUGAUGGUGUUUUCUUUCCUGAAGAGCCUCUAGAACUAUUGUCUAAGAAAACAUUUGAAGCAAUUCCUUCAAUCAUCGGAGUCAACAACCAUGAGUGUGGCUUCCUACUGCCCAUGGUGGACAGUCCUGAGGUCAUCGAUGGCUCCAACAAGACUUUAGCCCUAGGCAUGAUACAUUCUUUCCUGGUAACAUAUCCCCCCCAGUAUCUGCAUGUCGUGGCUAAGGAAUAUUUCCAUGACAAGCACUCCUUGACUGAUAUCCGAGAUACCUUACUGGACUUACUUGGAGAUGUGUUCUUUGUGGUUCCUGCACUGGUCACAGCUCAAUAUCAUAGAGAUGCUGGUGCACCUGUCUACUUCUAUGAGUUUCAGCAUCGGCCCCAGUGCUUUGAACACUCAAGGCCAGCAUUUGUCAGAGCUGACCACACUGAUGAAGUUCGUUUUGUCUUUGGAGGUGCCUUCCUGAAGGGUGACAUCGUCAUGUUUGAAGGAGCCACAGAGGAGGAGAAACUGCUGAGCAGAAGGAUAAUGAGAUACUGGGCUAACUUUGCUCGGAGUGGGAAUCCUAAUGGAGAUGGCCUGCCUCUGUGGCCUGUCUACGAUCAGAUGGAGCAGUACUUAAUGCUGAAUUUGAACGUGAGCCAGGGAAAGAAACUGAAAGAACAGAGGGUGGAGUUUUGGACCAAUGCCAUCUCCCUGAUCAUGUCUGCUUCUGAAGCUCUGCCCAGUCCUCCUGCCUCCUUAAUCCUCUUU
Messenger RNA from Castor canadensis (American beaver), 1689 nucleotides. The record is from RefSeq and is a predicted model, not a curated record. Lineage: Eukaryota; Metazoa; Chordata; Mammalia; Rodentia; Castoridae.